AUGGAGGCAAAAUUCUUGGCUAGCGCUCUUUCAUUCCUCUCGAUAUUUUUAGCGGUUCAUGCUCAAUCAUUUGCGAGCAUCAUUGAGAAUGAUAGCGAUGAAUCAUCGGAGUUCGCAUUGGCUACCACGCCAAUCGUUUACUAUGGCGAUGCGAUUGUCAAUAUCGGCGAGCCAUUUUCGAUAACGUGCGUCAUACCGAUAACUGAGCGGAUACACUGGUUAAAGAAUGGAGAGUCGAUAACGCGUCACAAUUUGCGGCAUGGACAUGACGAGCACUCCUACACGCUAUCGGAGAGCGCGAUUGAAGGCGAAAAGCACAAGAUCGAGGCGCAUUUGAAGGUGCGGCAUGCACUGAAGGUGCACGAGGGUCGUUAUCAGUGCAACAACAACAAAAAUCAUCGCCGAGAUAGCGGCUUUCACAUGCUACACGUGCACAGUAAGCAGCAACAAUCGGGGACACCGACAGAGAGUGGUUAUCGAACUAUCGAUGAGCUGACGCCCAGCUCGGCCGAUGAGAUAUUUACGCGCACGUGGCAAGAGCAACAGCUGCCGCAACAUUCGGAGUCGCCGUCACAAUCCUCUAAGCAGCACAAUCAACAAGGCAAUGCCACAAGCCACAGCUUUGGCUUUGGCAGCUAUGAGCAGCCAGCUACAACACGUAGAUACAACGAAUUGAGCACGUGGCAUGCCACAACAACAGCUGACGGACAGGCAGGUGUUAAUGGAAUUCAUCGCAUUUAUUCAGCCACGCCGCCAGAUUUUCCACCACCACGCUUAAGCGUGCUGGAGCAUACGGUGGCGCCACCCGAACCACCCACCAUACAGCUGUACAAUCAAACGCUACCGAUUUAUCGAACGCCAAUCGACACUGCCACAGUGCAUCAUCGAGCGCAGCAUCAUCAGCAGCAGCUGCAGCAGCAACAACAGCAGCAGCAACAGCUAAACAAUUUUCAACUGCCGCUGCCGCCGCAGCCAAAGCAACCUACUCAGCAUCACAAUGAGAAAUAUCAAACAUAUGCACCGCACUUUGUGCCGCCUGCAGUGGGCGGUGGUGGUGGUAGUGUCACAACAGCGCCCACAGCGCUAACAACCAGCUACAGCAACAACUUCGGUUUAAUGCAGCAGCAGCCCAAGACGAUCUUGCCUAUUAAAAAGGGUGAGCCACAUACGCACACACGCAUACAAUCAUCUAUUUUUGGUGUUGUCAAUCGGCCAGAUUCCUUGGUGCCAAAUUAUGACCAUGUGGAGCGUCAACUCAAAUUUUACGAUAUUCGAACGCCGCUUGUGCUCAGCUGCAAUGUGAAAAAUGUGGAGUCCGAAGAUCCACUCAUAUGGAAAAAGAACGGCGUCAAUGUGACGGAUGACUCCUCACUGAGAGGUCGCUUUAAACUUAUCCAAGCCGAAAGAAAGUUCAUAAUCGACAGAGCGGAACCUCACGACGAUGGCCUCUACAGUUGUGAGUUCAAGGGCGUGUCCAAAGAUAUUAACGUGAUUGCUCGCGUGGUUGUACGAGUGCCUUCAAAUACUGGUGUUGUAGAGGGUGAGAAAAUGUUGAUACCCUGCACAGUUCUCGGUAGCAAUCCUCAAUUGUCAUGGAGCUUUGGCAAUUAUACAAAUGUCACAAAUAGCACAGGUCGUUAUAUAUUGAAAGCGGAUGAUAAUAAAAUUGAGAAUGCAAUUUUAAUGAUUGAGAACGUGACACUGGAAGAUAGAGGCGAUUACAAAUGCCAUGGACGCAAUGAGGCCAAUGAUUAUGCCAAUAGCACCGUUGCCACCGAUGUUGUAACCGUUCGUGUUAAGGGCAAAUUCGCUGCCUUGUGGCCUUUCCUUGGCAUUUGUGCUGAGGUUUUGAUACUUUGUUUGAUCAUUCUCAUCUAUGAGAAGAGACGCAACAAGAGCGAGCUGGAAGAGAGUGAUACUGAUCCACAAGAACAGAAAAAGAAAAGGAGAAAUUAUGAUUAAAAAAAGAA
Messenger RNA from Drosophila hydei, 1970 nucleotides. RefSeq lists its product as uncharacterized. NCBI's taxonomy places the organism in Eukaryota, Metazoa, Arthropoda, Insecta, Diptera, Drosophilidae. Gene Ontology annotation, molecular function: cell-cell adhesion mediator activity. Bases 1 to 1962 code for a protein of 653 amino acids. Gene Ontology annotation, cellular component: axon; plasma membrane. The record is from RefSeq and is a predicted model, not a curated record. Gene Ontology annotation, biological process: axon guidance; dendrite self-avoidance; homophilic cell-cell adhesion. The transcript has 10 exons.